ACUAAAGUAUAUAAAAAGAAAGAGCCUGUAUACAGCUUGACGUAUCUCUGUAUCUAUUUUUUAUUAUAUUAUUUUAAUUAAAUUGGUUAACGUUUAAAAAAACGUUUGUGAAUUUGUUAUUAAAAUUUUGCCUUAUGUAAGUUGACAGAAAAUGCCGAUAAAAAUAAACAAAAUGAGAAACAGGCAUUGUGAAAGAGACAGUUUGCGGUAAUAUUAAAUACAAGGUUUUAAUAUAUUUUCUCAAGAGUAUCAAACAUGCAGGCACCGAAUGGUUUAAACGUUUGUAUGAAUUCGGUAUACACUUCUAUUCCUGGUAUUCCUGAAUUAGGAAUGGUGUGGAUGGGGGAUAUGAUGAUACAUAAUGAACCAACAACUGAGCUCAUAAUAGAUCCAAGGCACGCUUCUGAAAGUCCUUUUAUUACACAUGGCUCUCAUUCAUUUGGAAAUAUACGAAAUCAUCAAAUAGCUCCUGCUACCAUGGUUAGAUAUUUGCCUCAACAAUUUGCUAAUAAUUGUUCAGAAAUUGAUGAAGCUAUAGAAGCAGCUAAUAGUCAAAACAUUCAGCAAGCGUACGACACUCAAGAAGAAAAUGAAGGAAUGAGUGAUUAUUUAACUUUAGAUGACUAUGUAGAAAAAGAAGAAGAAGAGGAGGAGGAAGAAGAAGAUGAUGAACAGCAACAACAUCAAGAGCAAGACGAAGAAGAAGAAGAACGGGAAAUGGUAGUAAGUAAUGUAGCUACUCAAACGACUCAAGAUAAUAAAAAUCGUAAAAUUAAACCGAUUAAGCAUCCCGGAUUAGUAUUGAAGACACCGAUCGCUUAUCAACCUCAUACUGAUUUGAAUUUUAUUCCCAUUCGCAAAGAUGGGAUAGCUGUUUGUGAAAAAUGCGGUGCGAUAGGUGUAAAGCAUGCUUUUUAUACAAAAGAAAGGAGAUUUUGUAGUAGGGCAUGUGCUAGGUCUUCAGAGCACACAACAUCCACGGCUGAUUCAACUUAUAGUCCAUCUUAUGUUGAACAACAACAUAUUAAUCUUUCAAAAGAUGAAAAAAAUUCAGAUCAUGAGAUGCUUGCUAGAGUUAAUCAAGUGAGUUGUGAAGAAUGCUUUUCUUCUGAAGAAAAAAUUGAAGAUAAAAUAAUUCCUGAAUCAGUAAUGCCCGAAGAUUUGCCUGUUAGACGAAAAAGAACCGCCGAAAUGGCUGGUUCUUAUGACUGGACUCCGCAACUUACUGAGUCAGGUUUUUGUGCAGCGCCAGUAUCCUGUUUUAAACAUGCACCGAUAUCUGAGAUAUGGGAUAAUAUUACUGUCGGAAUGAAAGUUGAAGUUGAGAAUACGGAUUGUGAUGAAGUUUGCGAAGCAUUUCCGGAUUCUUUCUGGGUUGCUACUGUCCUCAGAAUUUCUGGUUAUAGAGCAUUAUUGAGAUACGAAGGAUUUGGUCAGAAUUCUGAGAAGGAUUUUUGGGUCUCUCUUUGUUCUAGUGAUAUUCAUCAAGUUGGCUGGUGUGCAACUAUUGGAAAACCCUUAAUCCCUCCUAAUACAAUUGCUAAUAAAUAUAAGGACUGGAAAGAUUUUCUUAUGCGAAGGCUUACUGGUGCUCGAACCUUACCUACAAAUUUUUAUAAUAAAGUUAAUGAUAGUAUUAAAUCUCGAUUUCGUUGCGGUUUGCAUUUAGAAGUUGUAGACAAAAAUAGAAUCUCCCAAGUUAAAGUCGCAACAAUUCAAAAAAUUGUUGGCAAACGAUUGCAUAUUAGAUACUACGAUUCUCCGCCCGAAGAUAGUGGUUUUUGGUGCCACGAAGACUCUCCUUUGAUCCACCCUGUAGGCUGGGCAAAAAAAGUUGGACAAACACUUGAUGCGUAUCCAGAAUACUUGGAACGUGUAGCAAAAAAUCGUUUAAGUUCGGAUGAUGCUACAGAAAAUUUAUUUCAUGUGCCAAAAAUUCAUCAUAUACAUCUGGGUUCUACAUUCUGUGAAGGAAUGAAAAUUGAAGCAAUAGAUCCCCUUAAUCUUUCAGCAAUAUGUGCUGCUACAGUAAUGCAAGUUCUUAAAGAAAAUUAUAUUAUGAUAAGAAUUGACAGUUAUGACGAGGAUACUAGUGGUGCAGAUUGGUUCUGUUAUAAUGUUAGUUCGCCAUGUAUUUUUCCAAUUGGUUUUUGUGCUCAACAUGGUUUACCCCUUACACCUCCAAAAGGCUACGAUCCUACAACCUUUUCAUGGGACAAUUAUUUAGCUGACACAAAUGCUUUACCAGCACCAGUUCAAUUAUUUAAUCGUGAAAUUCCUCAACAUGGAUUUAUUGAAGGAAUGAGAUUAGAAGCUGCGGACUUAAUGGACCCAAGAUUAGUAUGUGUUGCUACAAUUACUCGUGUAAUUGGUCGACUAUUACGUGUUCAUUUUGAUGGCUGGGAAGAUGAAUAUGACCAGUGGCUGGAUUGUCAAAGCCCUGAUAUUUAUCCAGUAGGUUGGUGUGAUCUUGUUGAUCAUAAGCUUGAAGGCCCUCGUGUGCCUAUUGAAAUAAUUAGUUCAACUGUAAAAACACCUAAAAGCCUUAAGCGUAAAGCAAAAAGAAAAAUGAAGAAAAGUGGUAAAAUCAGUUGUCUAAGAAAUGUUUUAUCAAAACAUACCACCCGUGUUGAAAGACUUAAAGAGUGUAAAAAAGAACUUGGACAGGUCGCAAAGAUUGAACAUGAUAGAGAGAUGAAAAGUUUACCCGAACAAGAUGAAAGAGAACCAGAACCAGCAUUAGAACCAGCUGGACCAGAUCAAACUUUACCAAUUCCUACAAUCGGACAAUGUCAUUCUUCAUUACAUGGAACUCAGUGUGACGUUGAAAAUUUACAACCACAAAAAAAGACUACUACCUCCAAUAUUCGUAUCAAUACAACUAGUGGAAAGUAUAUUCCAAGAAUAGCUGAUGGAUGGCAGAAAAGUUCUGACUCUGGGGAAUUAGUCCCUAUAGAGUGGAACGUACACGAUGUUGCGCAGUUUUUGCACAUCAAUGAUUGUGCUGCUUAUUGUGACAAUUUUUGUAAACGUAAAGUUGAUGGAAAAGUAUUUCUUACAUUAACAAAGGAUCAAAUCAUAGAUUUGACUGGCUUUAAAGUUGGUCCAUCAUUAAAAAUAUUUGAUCUUAUUCAACAAUUGAAAAUCAAAGUUAAUCCAGCACAUGAAAGAUUGAAACUAGGGUUAAAAAAAAUAUAGUAGUAAAGGCAGAAUUAUAAGUUUUUUAUGUUUGUUGAUGAAUCUAUACAAGUGAGAUAUUGACUAUUAAUAAGGCGUGUGACUAAAAAUAAGAUGAUUAUUUACUAAAAAUCGUGACAUAAUUAGAUGAAAAUCUAUGGACUAUCAUAAAAAUCGUUUAUUCAAUUAUUCGAUGAAAUAUACAAUGUAUAAAAACUAAAUACUGUUCCAAUCUCUACUGCAUAAAAUAUAAUACUUAUUUAAUAGUAACAAAUUUUAUAAUACGUACUUAACUUUUACAAAAAUAUGCCUCCAAUAAAUUUUUCAGUGAAAACUUAAUUAUUUUUUUAAGUCAGAUAUAUAAUAUUACUCCAAUUAUUACAUCAGCGCUUCGCUAGAUGUAUUAAGUUUGAUGAUGAGCUUUUUUUCCCUUUAUAAUUCAUUUUGCAUGUCUCAUAAUACGAAACAUUUGAGAUAAUGCUGUGCGCUCAAUUUGCCAAGGAUGAGCAAUUUCAGGCUUUACUUAUCAUUAUAAGAUUUUAUUUGAUAAAAUAUGUAGAUUUAAAGAAAAUAUAUAAAUUCAACGGUA
This is a messenger RNA of Cotesia glomerata, 3766 nucleotides long. RefSeq names its product polycomb protein Sfmbt-like. Gene Ontology annotation, molecular function: zinc ion binding. NCBI's taxonomy places the organism in Eukaryota, Metazoa, Arthropoda, Insecta, Hymenoptera, Braconidae. The transcript is spliced from 4 exons. The coding region runs from base 256 to 3198 and encodes 980 amino acids. Gene Ontology annotation, cellular component: nucleus. The record is from RefSeq and is a predicted model, not a curated record. Gene Ontology annotation, biological process: regulation of DNA-templated transcription; heterochromatin formation.